AUGUCUGCCCAUCUGCAAUGGAUGGUCGUGCGUAACUGCUCCAGCUUCUUGAUUAAAAGGAACAAGCAGACUUACAGCACCGAGCCCAAUAACCUCAAAGCCCGCAAUUCCUUCCGCUACAAUGGGCUGAUCCACCGCAAGACCGUGGGCGUGGAGUCGGCCCCCGACAACAAGGGGGUCGUGGUGGUGAUGAAGCGGAGGUCAGGCCAGAGGAAGCCGGCCACCUCCUACGUGCCGACCACCAUCCACAAGAACGCCCGGGCCACGCUCAGCAGCAUCCGCCACAUGAUCCGCAAAAACAAGGCCAGCGCCAUCCUACGCAGCCAGAAGAAGCCUGUGCUGGUGAAGAGGAAGCGAACCCGCCCCACCAACCUGAGCACCGGCCGCCCCAGCCCCCAGCAAUAA
Molecule: messenger RNA, 405 nt
Organism: Elephantulus edwardii (Cape elephant shrew)
Lineage: Eukaryota; Metazoa; Chordata; Mammalia; Macroscelidea; Macroscelididae
Product: 60S ribosomal protein L28-like
Exons: 2
Coding region: 1-405 (134 amino acids)
Biological process (GO): translation
Cellular component (GO): ribosome; cytosolic large ribosomal subunit
Molecular function (GO): structural constituent of ribosome
Source: RefSeq, a predicted model, not a curated record